CGUGACAACACCUAACAAUUAGAUUUAUGAAUUAAAAGUUUUCUGACACUUUAUCAGCGUCACUGAAAAUGGCUUUAAAUUUGAUCAAACAGAUCACAGUGCUCGGACAACGUCCACUUAUAAGGAAGAUUAUAUCGGCCAAAUUUUACACCGGAAGUUUGUACGAACCGGAUUAUUUAGAGAUAGGAAAGUCGAAAGUUCCGCUUCUACCUACGAUAAAUAUUCAAAUUAAAGGUUAUGAUUAUAGUGUGCUUGAAAGUUAUCAAACUUUCAUGCAUAAGUUGGCAGAAACUAUGCAGAUCGAUGUAGACAACAGUUGGCCGUUACCACAUCAAGAAUUCAAGAUUCAGAAAUAUAAAACUGGAACAACAGCAGUUGUGUCUGAGUAUAAUCUUAAAAUAUAUGAAAGGCAUAUGCAACUGUCAGAUAUGUCCUCUAUGAAAUGUUCGAUAUUAAUCAGAGCUUUGGAAGCAGCAUUACCACAGGGUGUCACUCUAAAUAUAGACGUUUAUGAUCCUGCGAUAGAAAUGAAGCGAUAUGUACCAGACAAAGAAUUGUUGGACUUAAAGUCUUCAUUGAAUGAGUUCAAAAAAAGUUAAUAAUUUAAAUGUACAUUACUCCAAUUAAUAUAGAAUCUAAGUACAAAAUGUUUCGUAUGUAUAUAUUAAUGUAGAUAUUUUUCUAUAAGCAAAUUUUUAUAAUACUGAAAACUUAAACAAUAAUCAUAAGAUUAGUCA
This is a messenger RNA of Linepithema humile (Argentine ant), 737 nucleotides long. RefSeq names its product mitochondrial ribosomal protein L48 (gene mRpL48). Gene Ontology annotation, cellular component: mitochondrial ribosome. The record is from RefSeq and is a predicted model, not a curated record. Lineage: Eukaryota; Metazoa; Arthropoda; Insecta; Hymenoptera; Formicidae.